AUGUCGCAAAGAAAGCUUCAGAAGGUCAUGGUUCAGCCAGUGAACCUCAUCUUCAGAUAUCUCCAAAACCGCACACGCGUCCAAAUCUGGCUCUACGAGGACAUCACCCACCGUCUUGAGGGAUACAUCAUCGGAUUCGACGAAUUCAUGAACGUCGUCUUCGACGAGGCCGAAGAGGUCAACAUGAAGACCAAAGGACGCAACAAGAUCGGCCGGAUUCUGCUCAAAGGCGACAAUAUCACUCUGAUCCACGCCGCUCAACAAGAAGCAUAA
Molecule: messenger RNA, 273 nt
Organism: Caenorhabditis remanei
Lineage: Eukaryota; Metazoa; Nematoda; Chromadorea; Rhabditida; Rhabditidae
Exons: 2
Coding region: 1-273 (90 amino acids)
Biological process (GO): spliceosomal snRNP assembly; mRNA splicing, via spliceosome
Cellular component (GO): U4/U6 x U5 tri-snRNP complex; precatalytic spliceosome; U4 snRNP
Molecular function (GO): RNA binding
Source: RefSeq, a predicted model, not a curated record